AACAUAUAGGCGGAAGUUAAGAUUUAGCGCCAAAUGUUGAUUGUUGAAGAAAGAUUGAACAUGGAGGUUCGCAGAGUGAAGACGAAAGUAUCUGCUGGAUUCAAGAUGCGGGGACUUAUGCUUCGACCGUACGCUAUCAUUUGUCAAUCAUGUUGUUCUCGACAUGAAAUUUUGUUUACAAUAAAUGUAAUGGCUGCAUUGCUAGUUAGUAGCUAAAUCUGUCUCUUGUGUCAGUGUCACCAAGAAAGAAGCUAGGAGGCUAAGGUUAGCUUAGUUACAGUACAUUACAUGGACAGCAAGCUAGACAAUUUAGUAGCAUUCUAUGCAUAUUUAAGCCAUUACAUCUAUAGAAACUAAUGAACAUGGUGUAUGUUUUUAUAGGAAUGAUGGGAUUGAUGUCUGGCAGUCAGGGGUAUCCUACAAAGCAGGAUCAAUGAGUUAGCCAGCUAACUUUGAUAAACAACCAGAAAUAACAGUUGAUUUGAAAGCUAGCUAAACAUAGAUAUGUGUUUUUGGUUGAGUCAAUUAGAGCAUGCCCAUUUUAAAGCAUAUCUUUCUGAAAACUAAAAAGUUAUUUCAGAAUAUUCAGGCAAGUUAGCUGGCUAACUCCUUGAUCCUGCUUUGUAGUAUACCCCAUCAGAUGUGUACGUUAUGUUGUUGUUGUCCUCCAGUGAAGCCAGCAGGUACCUGGUGGAGGUGUUGGAGUCUGUCAGUGAGCUUGAACUGGAGGAUGUCAUCGAGAGGGUCAUGGACGCUGUGGAGAAGCAGCCAUGUACGUCUUCUUUGAUCAUAACCAACUACUAAAAUCAUGUACAAAACGCAAUACAGUCCAGUUGUUUUUGAAUUGUUGUGUUGACUAUGCUUGUGAAUAAUGUAAAUGAUGUAGCUACUCCUCUCUUCUCCUGGACAGUGUCCUCCAGUAUGAUUGAGCUGGCUGUGAUGGAGACUGCUGUGCAGGACUGCAGCCAGUCAUGUGAUGAAACCAUGUAAGUUGAGAAAGGUGUCAGUCUCACAAUAACCAAUUUCAUACACAUUCUCUAGAUAGUAAUCCUCAUAUAUUUUACUUAUUCAUGUGAACUAUUUGAUUAUUUUCAGAGAUAAUGUCUUCAACAUAAUUGGUGCUUUUGAUGUGCCAAGAUAUAUCUACAGCGCAGAGAGGAAGAAGUUUGUACCGUAAGUAUGAAUGUAUAAUCCUAACUUCCUGAUGUUUUACUGUUUGUUUACUUGUUUAAUUACUUGUAUGUGCUGUGUACAUAAUUCAGCUUUUAGCUGCCAAGUACUGCCAACAUGUAAGGUAAUAAUACUACUACUACAUUAUGUGGCUGAGCGAUGAGGAGAAACUUAAAGGUUUUUUUGUCCAUUGUGUAUUUCCGUUUGGGGAAUAUUUAGAUAAAGCCUGGAAUAAGAAAAAGGACUACCUAUAAUUAAAUUAUAAAGAUAUUUAGCUUCUAUGUGGUAAAUGGCACGUGUGUAUAUAUAUUGUGUAUAGGCUUGCCUCCCACAUUAAUCUUCUCUUGGUGUCAGACUGGGUUCAAAUGCCUUCUGUUUAGUUUUCCUGUAUUUAUUUAUCUGUAUGUAUGUAUGUAUGUAUGUAUACAGUGGAUAUGUAUAUAUAUAUUUUACUGCUCUAGGGAUAUAAUUAUUGUUUGGAUAACCUUAUUUACUAUUAUGUAUAGAUUUGUAUCUUUAAUUUUUUCACUCUUUGUGCGAUACGCACUGCAGAGAACUCCGGAAGAAGAAUGAUCACAGUCAAUUAUUGUAAUGUUUUUUUUUUGUGUGUCUAUUAUUCCCAUAAGGGAUGGGUUGCCAACUGGUGAUUUGACAUGAAAAUACAAUUUAAUUCAUUCAUUCACUACUAUAGGUUGACCCCAUCUAGUCUACAUGGUCCAAAUGUUAUACCAGAAUCCACCAUAUGAAGACAUCGAUCAGUGAAACUGUUGUUGUGUUCUCCCCCCCAGCCUCAACAUGACCACCCACUCUGCCCCAAGUCUCUGUGGCUCAGCCAGGGACAAGGCCGAGCUCUUCAGGGAACGCUACACACUCCUACAGCAGGUUAAUAGGCUACAUUUUUUUUGCCCUCUGAAUCCAUUCUAGUCUGCUGGUCUUUGUAUAUUUUGGCCUUAAAGCAGCUAUCCAGGGUUUCCUAAAUGUAAUUACAGUAUGAGUGAAAAAGUUUUCAUUCUACAUUUUAAAAAUUAAGUAUGUUAAAAAGCAGCUUUCCUGUGUUGGAAUGGUGUGGGCGUAUACCGGUUAUUAAAAAUGUUCACGAGAGCAGACCGCUGGUUGGCCAGCUCAUGGUCCUCUGUAGCUCAGCUGGUAGAGCACGGCGCUUGUAACGCCAAGGUAGUGGGUUCGAUCCCCGGGACCACCCAUACACAAAAAAAUGUAUGCACGCAUGACUGUAAGUCGCUUUGGAUAAAAGCAUCAGCUAAAUGGCUUAUUAUUAUUAUUAUUAUUAUUAUUGUCUUCCUCAGGAGGAUGACAUCAUCCUUUAUGAGGAAAUAGCAAGCAUUUUUGAAACAGUCUGUUUAAGAUAGUUUGAGGUGGGGUAUUUUAAGUGUUUUUUUUCUUUUUUCUCCAAUUUAUGCUUUGGCCACAUACGAGUAUAGGAUGAGUCAACAAGAUUAUUUGGGUAUAGGUUAACAGAAUAUGAACUUUGAAAAGUAACAUUUCCACUGGACAGUUACUUUAAAAAAAAGUGUAUUUCUUGAGACGCUGCUCUCUGUGAGGUCGUUGUAAAGAGAAUGUGUUCCCAAUCCACUUGAUAAAUUAAAGUUAAAUCAGUGAAGAUUACAUGUGUACCCUGAUCCACAUUGACAGUUACUCUGUUUCUGUAGCGUACACAUCGGCAUGAACUCUUCACCCCACCUGUAAUAGGGGCCGCUGCAGAAGAAGGCAGAAACAAAUUUCAGGUAAUAACUCUGUUAUAACCUAAAACACACUUAAAUGUGUUUUAAUCGAUUUUAUAUAAGCUAAGAGGACGUUUUCCAGACUUCCUCCUCUCAUGUUGAACAUUGAGUGUCCUGAUCUUGAUCUGUUCGUGUUUUCAGCUCAAGACUGUUGAAGCUCUCUUAGGGAGUACGGCUAAGCUAGGAGAUGUCAUUGUCUUGGGGAUGGUCACACAGCUUAAAGAGGUGAGCAGCUAAAUUCAUGUUAAGGACUUUUAAUUGGAAAAUAUUGUUUAUAUAUAUAUAUAUAACUAAAAAUAUGUAGUAAUACCUGCCUCAUGUAUAGUAAAAACAAAAAAAACUUUCUUUCAGGGGAAAUUCUAUCUGGAAGACCCCAGUGGUACAGUACAGCUGAACCUCUCGAAGGCAAUAUCCUUUCACUGUGGUGGGGAUGGUGAUGGACAGCGAAUGAUACAAAUGUUCAGUUACAUAAAGGAGCAGGGCCAAUUCAAGUCUGGAUUAUAGUCAAUGUUUAUUGUAUUUCAGAUCGUGCAUGUUUUCCUUAACCUUGUCCUCACCAGUUCCACAGCGGACUGUACACAGAAUCCUGCUUUGUUCUGGCAGAAGGUAAAAUAAUUGAUCUUCUUCAUCCACAUUAAUGGACAUCGAAGGAGAUUUACUAUUACCUUAUUAUGUUAUGCAAUGAGUUAGUAGUCUGGUCCUCUUUCCCCCCACAGGCUGGUAUGAGGACUCAGUCUUCCAUGUCAACGCAUUUGGAUUCCCGCCGACCGAGCCAUCAUCCACCACAAGGUCAGUAGAUUAGAGUGUUGCUAAUUGCUGACCUAUCAGUAUUGUAUUGAUUUAUAAAUGGACAUUGCCUACAUAAUGCCUUCUCCUCUGAAGAUCAAUAGGCCUACUGAGAAGGGAGCAAGUUCUUUUAAAUUCCAAUGUAUUGUUAUUAACUCUACAGUUGGCAUUUUAAAAUAUAUUUUCCUUUCCCCUGUGUGUGUGUGUGUAUAUAUAUAUAUAUAACAAAUAAAACUGAGGAUGAGAAUGGACUCUGGUUUUCAGAGCCUACUACGGCAACGUGAACUUCUUCGGUGGCCCGUCCACCACAUCGGUGAAGGCCUCGGCCAAGCUGAAGCAGCUGGAGGAGGAGAACGAGGACGCCAUGUUUGUGGUGGUCUCCGACGUGUGGCUGGACAGCGUGGAGGUGCUGGAGAAGAUCCACCUCAUGUUCUCAGGUUCGUCCCACAACUUCUCACUGACAGAAUAGGAGCUCAUAUGGGGGCUAUUUAACAGGUUACUGUAAAGCACUUUGUGACAACUGUUUAUGUAAAAAGGGCUUUAUAAAUACAAUUGGGUUGAUUGAUUGAUUCAAGCAUUUAUGCAAGUCGUAGGAUUAAUGUUGACAUUGAUGAUUAUUGUCAUGUGUUUGUCAUGUCCAUCUCUGACAGAUUUUGAAGUCUCCAUCAGUGUGCUCAAUAUCUAGCUCUACUGCUUAAUAGUAUGGUCUGAAACAACCUUUUCAUGUGUCCCAUUGUAGGAUACGCAGCCAUGCCUCCCACCUGCUUCAUCUUCUGCGGAAACUUCUCCUCUGCCCCCUAUGGAAAAACACAAAUCAAAUCACUCAAAGGUAAUUGUUUUUUUUUUAUUGCCCUGCUUGUGAAGAUAUACUGACCUGGCAAAUGGGUUAUGACAGAAGCAUUAGUACACACAAUUGAAGUAUUUUCAUUUUUCCCCCAGAGUCGUUGAAAGUUCUUGCUGAUGCAAUCUGUGAAUACCCCAGCAUCCACAACAGGUAACGUGUGAGGGAGAUAAUCCACUUGGUUGACCUGAAAGGAUGAUAUUCCAGGAAACCAUUUCAACAGUACUACAUCAUUAUAUCACUUGCAUCCCAGGGUUACAAACUGUUUUGGAAAUAUUCACCAUGCUGCAUUAUGGGUCUGGUCUUCUACUGGAAAUUGUUGUUUUGCUCAGUGGUUUGUUUACUUGUCUAACUGAAUGUAUCCUUUCAAAACUGCAGUAGUCGCUUCGUGUUCGUUCCCGGUCCCGAAGACCCAGGUCCCAGCACAAUUCUACCCAGGUGACAGUUGAAAAACGGAGACCUGUUAUUCCUCUGUUGUAUUGCUCAUGAUUUGACUAUUGUCCUCUGGUGUACUGUACUUUAUAGAAAUGCUUAUGUCCUCAGGCCUCCGUUAGCAGACCACAUCACGGAGGAGUUCAGACAGAGGGUGCCAUUCUCUGUGUUCACUACGAACCCAUGCAGGUGACGACUGAAAUAUAACAGUUGUUGAUUUAUUCUCUUUCAAGGAAUUUGUCUCUUGAGCUUUAUUAAAGGGAUACAUACAGUGCAUUUGGAAAGUAUUCAGACCCCUUGACUUUUUCCACAUUUUUUUUUACGUUACAGCCUUAUUCUAAAAUGGAUUACAUAAUUCCCCCCCUCAUCAAUCUACACACAAUACCCCAUAAUGACAAAGUAAAAAAACGUUUUUUAAAUGUUUUGCAAAUGUAUUACAAAAUUUAAGUGGAAAUAUCACAUUUACAUAAGUAUCCAGACCCUUUACUCAGUACUUUGUUGAAGCACCUUUGGCAACGAUUACAACAUUGCAUCUUCUUGGAUGGUGAACCUUCACCAUUGUCUGAGGUCCUGAGUGCUCUGGAGCAGGUUUUCAUCAAGGAUCUCUCUGUACUUUGCUCCGUUCAUCUUUCCCUCGAUCCUGACUAGUCUCCCAGUCCCUGCCACUGAAAAACAUCCCCACAGCAUGAUGCUGCCACCACCAUGCUUCACCGUAGGGAUGGUGCCAGGUUUCCUCCAGACGUGACGCUUGGCAUUCAGGCCAAAUAGUUAAAUCUUGGUUUCAUCAGACCAGAGUCCUUUAGGUGCCUUUUGGCAAACUCUAAGCAGGCUGUCAUGUGCCUUUUACAUUUUAGUCAUUUAGCAGACGCUCUUAUCCAGAGCGACUUACAGUUAGUGAGUGCAUACGUUAUUAUUUUUUUAUUUUUUCAUACUGGCCCCCCGUGGGAAUCGAACCCACAACCCUGGUGUUGCAAACGCCAUGCUCUACCAACUGAGCUACAUCCCUGCCGGCCAUUCCCUCCCAUACCCUGGAUGACGCUGGGCCAAUUGUGCGCCGCCCCACUGAGGAGUGGCUUCCGUCUGGCCACUCCGGGCUCCCGAGUGGCGCAGCGGUCUAAACACUACAUCUUAGUGCUAGAGGCGUCACUACAGACCCCCUGGUUCGAUUCCAGGCUGUAUCACAACCGGCCGUAAUUGGGAGUCCCAUAGGGCGGCGCACAAUUGGCCCAGCGGCGCACAAUUGGCCCAGCGUCGUCCGGGUUUGGCCGGGGUAGGCCGUCAUUGUAAAUAAGAAUUUGUUCUUAACUGACUUGCCUAGUUAAAUAAAGGUUAAAUAAAAACUCUAGCAGAAAGGCCUCAUUGGUGCUGCAGAGAUGGUUGUCCUUCUGGAAGGUUCUCCCAUCUCCACAUGUAUAAGGUCAAAGAGACAUAAAAAUAGUAUCCAGUCCAUCUGACUCUGGGGAAGUAGAUAAAGGGCUUCAUUGCCAAAAUCCCCAACUAGCCGUUUAAGUUCCUAUGAAGAAAUGAGCACUUAAUGGCUAAUAUGUAACAUUGUUCUCAAAUACAUUUUGCUAAAUUUGCUCAUUAUAACAAUCAGCGGAGGCUGCUGAGGAGGACAGCUCAUAAUAAUGGCUGGAACGGAGUGAGUGGAAUGGCAUCAAACACAUGAAAACCAUGUGUUUGAUGUAUUUGAUACCAUUCCACUAUUCUGCUCCAGCCAUUACCACGAGCCCAUCCACCACCAUUUAAGGUACCACCAACCUCCUGUGAUAACAAUUGACCAUUCUUUGACAGUUACAUUUCACAGGUUUUGUGAUGGCUUGUGGUCUUCGUUUUGCCUGUUUGCAGUGGCAUUUUGUAAAUGUCAUCUUUUAACAUCUCACAACCUGUGAAUCUAAUUUUCCUGUGUCAGAAUCCAGUACUUCAGCCAGGAGAUUGUUGUCAUCAGAGAAGACCUGGUGAACAAGAUGUGCAGGAAUUGUGUCCGACUGCCUAGCAGCAAUCUCGACAUUCCAAACCAUGUGAGUCUCAGCUGCUCAGUUAUGACACACACAACCUCUACUAGUACAAUUACCUACAUUAUAUAAACGUAUCUAGUUACCUUGGCCUAUAUUCACAAAGAGCCUCAGAGUAGGAUCCAGGAUCAGCCCCCCCCCCCCCCCCCGUUCAUAGAAAGGCUAAACUGAUCCUAGAAAUUAUGAACUAAAAGGCUAAAUUGAUCCUAGAUCAGAACUCCUACUCUGAGACACUGUGUGAAUACUUGUCCGGUAAUUUAAUGUAUUCUUCAUGAAUGAUAACGACAUGAAAAUGUCUUGACAAUCACCCCAUACAUUCUCUGUCUCCAGUUUGUGAAGACCAUCUUGUCUCAGGGCCACCUGACACCACUGCCGUUGUAUGUCAGUCCAGUGUUCUGGGCCUAUGACUACGCUUUACGGGUUUACCCCGUGCCUGAUGUCAUCAUCUUUGCGGACAAAUAUGACCCUUUCAACAUCUCCAACACAGACUGCCUCUGCAUCAACCCGGUACUUUACGCUUAUUCCUAGAUUUCCACCAUUUUGUUUUAUUAUGAGACUGUAUGAAAUGUUGGACUUGGGUUUUAAACUAUUAUGAUGAGCUCUUAUAUUCCUAAUUUAGAAAGUUUUUUUUUAAAUGUAUUGUAUCGUCAUUCUGUUCUUGCAGGGCUCCUUCCCAAAAAGUGGCUUCACUUUUAAGGUAUAUUACCCAUCCAACAGGACCGUUGAGGACAGGUGAGACAUGUUAUUUGCUCUGUGUUUAUGCAGGCUUUACACCUAUUUAACUUGGUGAUAAUAAUUAAUUUACUGGCAAUAUGGUAACUAUAGUAUAUUGAGAAUCAAUUUGGUUUCUAUGUCGGUCUUCAUUUCUCUUUGCUGAUCUAAAUAUUCCUUAUUUUUCCUCACAGCAAACUUCAAAGCCUCUAAAGACCAUUAGGAUGAUUCUGGACUGGGGGAUUGGCUGUUAUGGCUGUUAUGGUUGUGUAAAAUGUUUUUGUAAAAUAUGUCUAAAAAUACUUUUGCUAAAUCCCUUUGUAUUUUAUAAAGGUUUACUGUCAUUGAAUUGUCAUCUUUGUGUUUUUUUUACUUGACUGGUGAAUAUUGGACAAUAAAGC
Coregonus sp. 'balchen' is the source of this 8095-nucleotide messenger RNA. NCBI's taxonomy places the organism in Eukaryota, Metazoa, Chordata, Actinopteri, Salmoniformes, Salmonidae. The record is from the annotation of a GenBank genome assembly.